Molecule: messenger RNA, 4777 nt
Organism: Mizuhopecten yessoensis (Yesso scallop)
Lineage: Eukaryota; Metazoa; Mollusca; Bivalvia; Pectinida; Pectinidae
Product: GDH/6PGL endoplasmic bifunctional protein-like
Exons: 4
Coding region: 99-2459 (786 amino acids)
Biological process (GO): glucose metabolic process; pentose-phosphate shunt, oxidative branch; pentose-phosphate shunt
Cellular component (GO): endoplasmic reticulum
Molecular function (GO): 6-phosphogluconolactonase activity; glucose-6-phosphate dehydrogenase activity; NADP binding
Source: RefSeq, a predicted model, not a curated record
GAAUGAGGCAAAUGUUUAAGCGUAAAGCUGACUAUGAUCUACUUUCGUUUUCAUUCUGACCGGGUGCCAGCUACUGGUGAUGUGAACAUAGCAUCAGAAUGGAAUGUUGGGCGGCUUUGUGUGUUAUUCUGGGUUGUAUUGGUAUGCACCUUGUCCUCUGUUCCGGUGAUAAGAAGACACAUACAGAUUUUGUACUGAUAGGAGCAGGUGGUGAUCUGGCUAAGAAGUACCUGUGGCAGAGUAUGUUUCAGCUAUUUAUCAAUCACGCCAAUGAUAACACCACGUUUAAUUUCUAUGGAUGUGGCCGAUCCAAUUAUGAGGAGGGGAGAGAUUUGAUAGAUAAUAUUCUACAAAAACAUAUCAGUUGUGAGUUCAUGUCUUACAGUGAUCUAUGCGAAAAGAAGAAAGUAAGUUUUUCAAAAAUCGUUCGGUACUUUCCCCUUAAGACAGAUUUGGACUUUCAAAACUUUGGACUUCAUCUUGAAAUGGGUGAUAGUAAUGAAGCGGUAGAGGUUGGGCGAAUUAUGUACAUGGCUAUUCCUCCCAGUGCUUAUGCCUCUAUGGCUGCGAAGAUGUGGGAGUGCUGUUACGGUAAAGCACCAAUGAUGUGGAAUCGACUCGUCCUGGAAAAGCCGUUUGGAAGUGAUUACCAGUCAGCUGUAAAAAUGGCAGAGGAGAUAGCAAAAUAUUACAAAGAGGAAGAGAUAUACAGAGUAGACCAUUACCUGGGAAAAUCUGUUGUAAAACAAAUACUUCCAUUCAGACACGCCAACAGAGAUAUCCUAGAACCGCUACUGACCAGUGACCACGUGUCACGAGUAGAGGUCGUCAUGAAGGAAACUAUUGGUGUACAGGGAAGAAUUGACUUUUACGAUCAAUAUGGAAUAGUUAGAGAUGUGAUGCAAAACCACUUGACAGAGUUACUGGCCCUUGUUGCCAUGGAGCUACCAGACGAGAUCACCAAUACUGAGCAAGUUGAUAAGAGUAGGCUACGAGUAUUGUCACAGAUAAAAUCUGUCAACAAAAACAGCGUUUUGAUUGGUCAGUAUGCUGACUACGUCAUGCAGGCACAGUCAGAAAAAGAAAAUGUGACAAUGUCGAAAUUUACACCUACCUUUGGCGCUGCUCGUGUUGAAGUGAGGAAUCGACGUUGGAGUGGUGUUCCCUUUAUUUUAGUUUCAGGAAAACAUCUAGAUGAACGCUCAAGUUUUAUUCGUGUUGUUUUCAAAGAAAACGAUUUUUGUAUAUCCGGCUGCCGACAUCACAAUGGAAGCCAUUGGAAAGGACAAAAACAGAUUAUUUUCCAAAUUGGCCAUGGUAACUUACCAUCAGCUGGUAUUAUGGUUUCAAAGGACCUUUUAAACCCUGCAUUGCCCUCAUCCCUGAAGGACUUACCAGUGACGGCGGACGAUAUCGCCAUGUAUGGCCAGAGUUUGAAUGAUCUGACCUUCCUCGUUCCCAAAGACAACCAGCCGGCUUAUGUGACUGUUGUCGACGACAUGUUUUUAGGGAGACGUGAGAGUUUUGUUGCAAAAGAGCGUCUUCUGAGUCUGUGGCGCCUCUGGUCACCGGUGCUGAAUGACCUUCAGGGCAUCGCUCCACGUUUGUAUCAACGUGAAGAGGACCGGUCACUUAACUUCAAACUAACCUCCAAUGGUCUUCAGUAUAUGUUCACUGAUAAAUUCAAUGCAAUUUUAGAAAGUACAUAUGGCCAGCAAUUCUCGUCUCUACCCGCCAGCUAUCUCGAUCAGCAACUAGUAAUAAAGCCAACAGAGGAUAUUCUCAUCCAUGCAGCUGCUGAAUAUAUACUUAAUGCUAUCAAUGAACGCUUAAAGGUUAAGGACGAUAUCAACAUUGCAUUUUCGGGUGGAAAUUCUCCCACAAAGUUAUUUCAAAUUUUAGUAGACAAAUAUCAGCAGAUUCCAUGGGAAUUUAUUCACAUUUGGCAGGUAGACGAAAGAUGCGUCUCCCGUCAACUAGAUGGAUCAAAUUUCAAAUUAUUGCAUGAUCAUCUGAUUCGGAACAUUCGUGUACCUUAUAUGAAUGUGCACCCUAUGACUGUAGAGGUAGCGGACCGUGUGUGUAGUCCUGGUGAUAGAGGCAAUGCCAUAUACGAAGAAGAAAUCCGACAUCACAUUCCUGAUCUUCAGUUCGACUUAAUCCUUCUCGGAGUAGGUUCUGAUGGACAUACUGCUUCACUCUUUCCAGGCAAGUCUCAUGAAGGGUCAUCACUUGUUGCUAUGGAUACAGUAAAAGCUAGAAUGACUUUGACCUUACCUCUAUUAAAUAAAGGGAAACAAAUACUAGUUUUAGUAACAGGAAGUAAGAAACAUGAUAUUUUAAUGACACUUCCUGAUGAUAAGAAGACGGCCACAGACUAUCCGAUACUAGGAGUGAAGCCUGUGGUGGGAAAUGUCACCUGGUUUGUAGACUAUGAUGCAUGGUUUGGAACUAGGUAAAAUAAUGUCUGUUGUCGGUCUGGCAUCACUUGUUUGCUUUCGAUUUCUUUAUUUCUGAGUAAUUGGAAAGGCUGUGGUAAUGCUAUUUGACCAGAAGCAUGCUUGGAUGAAUGACAUUUUACACUUUCUAUGUCACAAGGACCAAAUUCGUCGAAACUGUCCAAAACAUUCCAUAGCAUGAAGCCUAGGGGGAUAAUAUUGGCCAGUUGCAAGAUGGGAUGAAAAUAAAUUCAGUUCAUUCAAAAUCUAAUAAAUGUAAAUGCCCUUUUCUGGUUUUCAAGGUCACGUGGAUAAAAUUUGUUUCCGGAUUCAGAUGAAUACUUUAGCCUGUAGUUUGCUAGGACAACAGACCAUCAAGUUUGCUGAAAUAAACGACCUUCACCUACGAUUUAAGUCAAAGUGGUUAAAAGUGUGGAAACCAUUUGAAUGACUUCUUCUGAAUACCCAACAUACCUUGGGUCAUGGUAUUAAGCCUGUGGCAUGCUAGGAUGAAGAGUCAUCAAGAUUGCCUAUAUGAAUGCCCUGGAGUCACUUUCAACUUAGCAUUGGGGUCACAUGUUUAAAUCAUUUUGAUGACUUCUUGUGCAAAACAAAUAAGCAUUGGGUCAUUAUUUUUCGCCUGUGGUAUGCUAGGAUGGAGGAUCAUCAAUCUUGUUAAAAAUACCUUGAGCUACUUUCAACUUAACAAGGGUAAAAUGUGUUUAAAACCUUUGAAUGACUUCUUGUGUAAAUCCGAAAGGCCCUGGGUGAUGCUAUUCGUCAAAAUGCAUGAUAGUUGGAAUUAUAUCAUUGCCAUUUGUUCAUAUUUAGUUUUCCUCUGUUUUCACAUCUUUCUAUGUAAAAUUGUUCUUCUAAAUCUUCAAGCCACAUGACUUGAUAAUAUUGUGACAGAAUGGUGUUUCGUCUCUUAAAAUGCAUAUAGAUCUCUAUGUAAAGCUGGCGAACGUUUCUCCAGUUGGAAUAACAGAAAACAGAUUCAUUCAGUACAACUUACUUAGCGAUUUACUUGUGAAAAUGUCAUAUCACUGAUUGACAAAAGCACAUGUUACAGUGGGUAGCCAUAUUGUAAGUAAAUGGCAGGAAUUGGAGCUCGUCAAUUGGACGUUAGCUUUGUCCUUUUCUUAGGAAAUACUUCCUAUUAUGAAUUUAGAUAGGGAAUUAGAAUGCUUCGUUCUUAGUGAAGGUAUAUGAGUUAUCAGAGUAAUGUCAAUGCUUUUCUGGGAGUUUAUUACGAUUAAUUAGAGUUAAUAUUAUCUUAAGAUUAAUAUCACACAAUUAUAAAGACCAUACUAUUUUGGACAAGUUCGAAUUUCAGGGUUGUUGGGUCAAGGUCACUGUCACAAUUUUUAGGAAAUUUAUUGUCAGCCCUCUAGCGGCUUCAUUCCUGGAGGGAUUUUGAUCAAAUUUCACACAAUUACAAAAGACCAUACUAUCUCGGACACGUUUGAGUUUCAGGGUUGUAAAGUUGAGGUCAAGGCCAACGUUUCUUUUAACACAAAAUCCUGGACAAGUUGAAGCCAGUGAUGGACUGAUGGUCGAUGUAUAAUAAUAGAACAUCGAUCGAUAUGUCCUGUUCGAUUCCGAUUAACGAUAACAAAUUCCAUAAUCGAUAUAAUCGGUUCAUUACUGAAUUUUAAGUGUCAAAUGUGUAUGUAAUAUGCAGUAUACAUGGAAACUCAUUUAUUCUGAUUUCUUUUUACAAAAUGAUUGAUGGCAAUGUAGAAUAGAAAAAAUUACAUUAAAAUCAGUUACAAGAUAGUUGUAUACUUUUCAUUUCCCCAAAGUAACACCAAAGGGCACCAUUUUUAUAAAUCAUUACAGUGUUAUAGCUAGCGGGGGCCGGUAGGGGACAUGUAUUGCUUUAGCAAUACUCAGUAUGCUUGUUGAAUUUAUUUGUGUUUUAUGUUCUGUAGUCUAAUUGUGGUAUAUGCAUCUCAAUGACUAUCUGUGUAAACUAUAGGAAUUUUAGGGACGUUUCGAGAGAUGCCAGAAAUAGUAUUCCAAAUGUUUAUGAAAGGGUUAGGCGUUAUGUAGAACUUGUCAGUGAUUAUAAGUAAAUUGUAUAGCUUGCAUGUACCUUUUCUACAUGGAGAGGUAAAUAGGUUUUCUACCAUUUAGAUUUCACUACAUUAAUAUGGAUGUGAAUAUUUGAUAGAGUGGUCUGAUGUACUUUUGUCAUUUGUAUGAGAUUAUUGUUUGAGCAUGUGAGAUUGGUGUAUGCAUUAGAGGCGAGCUAUAAUCUUACAGUGUUCAACACAUUGUUCAUUUGUGUACUUCAUGUAUUUUAUUUGCCCUUUAAAUAAAUGGUCAAGUUUGAA